Molecule: messenger RNA, 702 nt
Organism: Diabrotica virgifera virgifera (western corn rootworm)
Lineage: Eukaryota; Metazoa; Arthropoda; Insecta; Coleoptera; Chrysomelidae
Product: zinc finger matrin-type protein 5
Exons: 3
Coding region: 128-625 (165 amino acids)
Cellular component (GO): U12-type spliceosomal complex
Molecular function (GO): zinc ion binding
Source: RefSeq, a predicted model, not a curated record
AUAUAGACAUGAAGAUAGGCACACGUCCAUCCAAAGCAAUCCACAAAAUCUUUCUUUCGAAAAGAAGAAUGCAUCUAACCUAAAAAUUCUGUAUACAAAAAUAUAGUGCUUUAGUUAACUCACAAUUAUGAUGGGCCGAAGGUAUUACUGUGAUUAUUGCGAAAAAUGCUUUAUAGAUGAUCUAGACGCUAGAAAGAAGCACUUACAAAGUGCCAACCACAUAAAACUUAGAAAUAUGCAUUAUGAAUCUUGUAGAGAUCCAGAAACAGUUUUAAAGGAAGAGCUUUUAAAAAUACCAUGUAGACGAUUUUCCCAAGGUAGCUGUCCUUUUGAGGGAGUGUGUAGGUUCACUCAUUAUUCUCCUGAAGAGUUGUGUGAACUUAGAAAGCAAGUUGAGAAUAUCCAACAAAUGAGGAGAAAACAAAAAGAAGAAGUACCACCUGUACCGCCUCUAGAAAAAUGGAUUGAACAUUAUGAAAUUAAUAAUAAAGAUGCAAGUGAUAAGGUGCAUCUAUUUUGGACUUACCCUGAAAAUUUGGAAAACAGGAACGAUCUACCCCCUUCCCUCAUAAAAUUUAGACCAGAACAUUUUUAUGACGACAAUUUUGAGGAAUGGGGCAAAUAAAAUUUUUGUAUAAGUAUAUCUAAGUAAUUUUCAAAACCCUGUGGAAUUUAUUAGGAAUAAAUGCGACAUCUUAUUAA